AUGGAACGCAUUCAGCUUUUUGGCGGCACCCUCGUAUUGUUCUUAAUUACACACGUAGUCAGUUGUGCUGGCAUUCAAUUAAAUUUGUCUGACUACACUGUGGUGAACUUCUUGCAGGAUGUGCGACGUUUCCACAACUAUGACCAGAUGGUAUUCGCACGUAAUCGCAAUAUAACUGCCUUCGCAGCAUUCAGAACAUCCACGAAAGGAGAUUUAGGAAGUAGGAAUCAAGCAAAGAGAGCUUCUAACAGCUUCAGACUGGACGUGGAUUAUGAGACGCAAUUUGUGCAAAACUUAAUGACAGAUCUGGUAGUCCCAGUUAUUCUCUUCAACGAAUUGAGCACUUUUGGGUUGAGGCAGCACUUCAGCGACACCCUGAUGGUGGUAGUAUACUUGGAGGAGACGCUCGCAUCACAGACUGGAUUGCUCAACGCCCUGGUGGCCAGUUUGGAUCAUCGCAGACAAUCGAAGGUGUUAUUUCUAAUAAACAACAAAGACACAACGGCGACUUGUGAUGACACUUUUCUACAGCAGCUUUUUCAAUUUUGUUGGCAAAGCAAAAUGAUUAAUGUGGCAGCGCUCUGCAGCGAUUAUAAGCUCACAGCUCAAUUCUACAGCUACACACAUUUUCCUGUAUUCGCGCUUGAGUAUAAAACUUUAAACGCCGAUAUGUUGUACCAAGGUCCCAUCUACCCCUAUCGCCUGGAUAACUUACACGGCUACAAACUGCCCUAUAUAAUAGGCGGCUCCGAGCCACGCAUUAUUGUAUAUAAUUAUAAUGGUCAGAGAAUAGUGGGCGGUUCUGCUGGUAACUUCUUCAAGAAUUUCGCGCGUAAGCAUAACUUUUCGCUCUACGAGCCAUUAGCUACCUCCUCAUACACCGAACUCAUAUCGGCACGAGAUCUGAUUGCUGCCGUACGUAACAAUACUGUGGAGAUUUCGGCAGCGCCCACCUAUACGUUCUCACCUGAUCAUUUUUCCUCCGAUGGUUUCACUUAUCCUUACGAGCAGACAAACUGGUGCGCUUGGGCGCCGGUAGAGCCAGAUAUACCGAAUUCUGAAUUCUUUUGGAUCGCCUUCGAUGGACUCAUCUUCAUACUGAUGAUGGUGACACUCGUCGUUAUUUCCUCAGUGCUAAGUUGUGCACUCUGGCGGCAUGGCAAUAAACCGGAUAUUUUGCAUUUCUUUCUACAUGGCGCUUGUUUUCGCGGUGUACUGGGUCAGUCUGUUCGAGAGAUAUGUGGCGCGCCCUUCCUUAUACGUUUCAUUUAUCUACAAAUUUAUUUUUUCGGUAUUCUGCUAACCACCUCGUAUAAUUCACAUUUUGGCUCUUAUUGGACAAGAGCUCCGAAAGAGCGAUCCCUCAACACAUUCGACGACAUUCUCCACUCAAACUGGAAAGUUUAUAUUCUUAAGCAAGACUUCAAUGAUAUCAUUUCGCAAGAAGAGUUGAGAAAAUAUAUUCCUAUGUUUCAGAUAGAAACCGAUUAUCAAACAUUCCUAAAUACUCGUGAUGCCUUCGACACGAAAUAUAUUUACAUGAUACCUACCACUAAAGGGGGAAUCUUCAAGGAACAACAGAAAUUUUUCACCACUCCUCUUUUUCGUAUGCGCCUCGAUUUGUGCUUAUUCCGUAACAUUCUGCUAUGUUUUCCAAUACAAAAUAAUUCGAUAUUUACGGAAAUUGUACAUGAAAUGAUUUUAGAAACUGCGCAAUCGGGUCUAACGGAGUAUUGGACUCAGUCAGCGUUUCUGGAAUUGAUCAAUGCAGGACGUUUGAGUUUCAUGGACUUAAGCCGAAAGAAUGAGUUCAGAGCAAUGAAAGUGGAGGACCUAAAAAGCAUUUGGUUGGGAUAUGGUAUAAUGUGCGUGGUAACAAUUUUGGUUUUCAUGGUCGAGCAGUGCUACUUCCGACGCAGGCAGAUACAAAGCUUUUAUAAAAUAAAACCAAAUACAUCACAUCUCAGUAAGUAA
This is a messenger RNA of Anastrepha obliqua, 1974 nucleotides long. RefSeq lists its product as uncharacterized. NCBI's taxonomy places the organism in Eukaryota, Metazoa, Arthropoda, Insecta, Diptera, Tephritidae. The record is from RefSeq and is a predicted model, not a curated record. The coding region runs from base 1 to 1974 and encodes 657 amino acids. The transcript has 2 exons.